Angiostrongylus costaricensis is the source of this 672-nucleotide messenger RNA. The record is from the annotation of a GenBank genome assembly. NCBI's taxonomy places the organism in Eukaryota, Metazoa, Nematoda, Chromadorea, Rhabditida, Metastrongylidae.
AUGACUUCUAUUGAUCAAGCCGCAGUUGUAGUGGAAUUAUCUAACCCUUGCAGACUGGCUCCAUCACCAAUUAUUCGUGAAGCUUGGGGGAAACGACACGUGGAUAUGGAUGACGACGAAGCUCCACGUGCAAAGCGCAGGUUUGAGAGGGUGAGCGCGCAAUUUGAGCGAUUCAGCAUAUCAAGCGAACGCCACUCCAAGGGACGAGAAAACAUGGAUACAUCGGAAUCUGAUGAAGAGUGGUCUUCAAGUGAUGGUUUCGCGGAUGAACAAUCGAUAGAAGGAAUUAUAGAGGAACCAGAUGAGCAGUCAACGAGUCGUGUGAUACUCGAUGACUGCUUGCAGAACUACAUAGAUAGAAUGAAGCAAAUUAGUAGUUUCGGUCUCCCGUCAAGGGACGUUAUCCACGGGAACGAACUGGUUGUUUGGAGACCACUGACAGGGAUCAGUGAUCCUUUCCUGGAUCCAACUAUGAAAGGACGCAUUCAAGAAGUGGAUAACGUUCCAAAUACGUCUAGUGAUGUGUUCACCUCUGAUCUCAUCACGGAAGCUGGAGAGGACGACGUUGAAACCGGGAUACUAGAACAACUCAGUCCAUCUCAGCAAUAUAAACCAAAAAUCGAAGACGUCACUUUCCAAGUGGAUGAUUCUAUGGAAAUGGACUGUGAUUGA